AUGUUUAGCGAUGCAACAAUAACAAAGCUGAAAGCUAAUGCCCAAACAAUAGCUCAGAUCCAAACUAAUGGUAUGGAAUGCCAACCAACGCAUGUGGAGGUGGUGACAGCAGUGACAUGGAAGGCCCUUAAAAGUGUAGCUCGAGCAAAACAUGGGCGCUUGAGGGAUUCAUUGCUCAUCCAAACUGUGAACAUGAGGGGGAGAACAGUCCCACCAUUGCCAGAGAUUUCAUUGGGAAACUUUUUGUUGGCUGCCAUUGCUCGAUCCUCAGCAAACGAGAACAAGAUGGAGGUGCAUGACUUGGUUGGUUUGGUUCGAGAUGAAACAAGAGAUGCCAUUGCUAAGUUUGCCAAACUAUCUGUCCUGAAUGGUAAUGAGUUUAUGUUGAUGUUGGAAAACAUCCUCACCAAAUACCUGGAAGGAUUGUGCAACAGCAAGGUUGAUGUGAGACGUUUUAGCAGCUUGUGCAAGUUUCCGCUUUAUGAAGUUGAUUUCGGAUGGGGCAAGCCGGAUUGGGUAAGUCUAACAAGCUCUCCUGCAGAAAUGGUAUUCCUGUUGGACUCCAAAUGUGGGGAAGGCAUUGAAGCAUGGGUGAAUUUGAAUGAACAAGACAUGUUCCACUUUCAACAAGACCCGGACAUUCUAGCCUUCUCCCCAGUUGAUCAGUUGCCAUACCUGAUGCAAAGUAAAUGUUUCAUGUAG
Molecule: messenger RNA, 702 nt
Organism: Ilex paraguariensis (yerba mate)
Lineage: Eukaryota; Viridiplantae; Streptophyta; Magnoliopsida; Aquifoliales; Aquifoliaceae
Source: the annotation of a GenBank genome assembly